Molecule: messenger RNA, 1023 nt
Organism: Penicillium alfredii
Lineage: Eukaryota; Fungi; Ascomycota; Eurotiomycetes; Eurotiales; Aspergillaceae
Gene: ramB
Product: bifunctional protein farnesyltransferase/protein geranylgeranyltransferase
Exons: 3
Coding region: 1-1023 (340 amino acids)
Biological process (GO): protein geranylgeranylation; protein farnesylation
Cellular component (GO): protein farnesyltransferase complex; CAAX-protein geranylgeranyltransferase complex; cytoplasm
Molecular function (GO): CAAX-protein geranylgeranyltransferase activity; protein farnesyltransferase activity
Source: RefSeq, a predicted model, not a curated record
AUGGAAGAAGAGCACAGCUAUGCCAAUGACCCCGAGUGGGCGUCUGUCACUCCGAUUCCCCUGGACGAUGGCUCGGACUCUGGCGCUAUGCCGCUGGCCACGAUCGCCUACCCGCCCGAGUAUCUCGAGGCAACCUCGUAUCUGCGAGCUGUGAUGGCCGCGAAUGAGAUGUCGGAGCGGGCGCUGAAGCUGACUGAGGAUGUGAUCUCGAUGAACCCGGCGCAUUAUACUGUAUGGAUCUACCGUGCAAAGAUCCUCUUCGCCCUGGACAAGGAUCUAAUCGACGAGCUAAACUGGUUGAACGGAGUAUCUUUGAAAUACCUGAAAAACUACCAGAUCUGGCACCACCGCCAAGUCCUAAUGUCUUCCCGAACACACUUCCCCACGCUCCCACCCAAAGAACUAGACUUCCUAAUGGAGAUGUUCGCCCAAGACUCUAAGAACUACCACGUCUGGACCUACCGACACUGGCUCGUGCGCCACUUCCAACUCUGGGACCUACCCCAAGAACUCGACGACACCCACACACUCCUCAAAGCCGACGUGCGCAACAACUCCGCCUGGAACCACCGGUACAUGCUCCGCUUCGGGCCCCGCGACGCCGCCGAGCCCGACGCGGGACUCGCCAAUGCCGGCGACAUGACGACCUCGACAGCCGACAAGGGGCGGCUGCCUGUUGUUGAUGAGGAGCUUGUUGAUGCGGAGCUGAAGUAUGCGCAGGAGCAGAUUCUGCGCGCGCCGGAGAAUCGGAGUCCGUGGUGGUAUGCACGUGGGGUGUUGCAUGCUGCUGCGAGGGAUUUGGAGGAGUGGGAGGGGUUUGUGGGAAUGUUUGUGGGUGAUGAUGGGGCUGUUAAGAGCUCGCAUGCCGUUGAGUGGUUGGCGGAUGUUUAUGCGAAGAGUGCCGGUGGGGAGAGGCGGCCGCGGGCUGUUGAUAUGUUUACUCUUCUCAAGGAGAAGUAUGAUCCUAUUCGGAAGAACUAUUGGGAUUAUCGGAUUCGCAUGCUCGAUCAGGUGGCAGUAUGA